AUGGCCGCUUUGGCUCAAGCCAUUCAGGCUCUCAGGAUCGGCACUGUGGAAGUGCCUGUAUCACCUCCGUUGGCGGACGCGCUGACGGACUGCGACGACGGCGGCGUACCUCUGGAGGCGUUGUCCCAGGAGGAGGAGCGUGAGGAAAACAACUUGGUAGCGGAGCAGGUGCGAUCCCGUGCCUGCUCCCAGGACAACAUACCACUGCGCUACUACGACUACGUCAUGGCGAACGCCCCGCAGAUGAACGGUGGCAUACCAGCUGGACCUCAUAUCAUGCAGUCCAAUACGAAGACGCCACCGAGCUGGGACCCCGCAAGGGAGUCCUCAUAUCCACUCAGAGAUUGGAUCACGGACAUCCGCAUGUGGGAAGCUAUGACAGAUAUACCGGCACGCUCGAUCGCUCCGGCCGUGGUCUUGCAGCUAUCAGGAUUGGCCAGAGAGAUAUCGAGAGAAGUGCCGCCAGAUCAAUUACAAGACGGAGUUUACAUGGACCUCCGUGACGGAGCUGGACAUCGAUGGUGUUCGGGGCUGGACCUACUGAUUCACGGGCUGCGACGCAAGUUCAUGCCACUGGAGGUGGAGACCGCUAUCGCGAGCAUGACGGACCUGACGAGCGAUGAUGACGGCAACGAUUUGGCGGAGUCGACCUUCCACAUCAGUGCCCAGAUGAGCGACAGCGAUCUGUAUGAAGUAUACGCUUUGGCCAAGAAGCACUGGAGGAGGCGAGCGGACAGACUUCCAAGGCGUCGUAGAUACAAAGGCAAAGGCAAGGGCAAGAAAGGGGGCAAGGGCAAGGGCGAGAAGACCAACCCGAGAGGCGCGAACGGACAACCACUUCGAUGUGACCACUGCAACAGCGAGAAGCAUCUAUGGAGGAAGUGUGACGCUCCGGGAGCUGACGAUUACCGACGGAAACGGGCUACCUCAGGAGGAAAGGGUUAUGUGACGACAGAAGGAAAUAUGAGUACAGGAGGAGCCCAACCAGCUUCAAGUUUCUCCAGCGCGUUGCAGCACUGGCAGCAACUCACGGGCCAACCGGCAGCGUCAACGGCGACCAGACACUUCUUCGCCAUGCCGAGCAACAUGGAGUCACAGGUGGACGCGUCCAAGGAUGACGAGAAGGAGUACGAGGACAGCUACUACCCGGACGUGGAGGAGGAAGGCUCGCGCCUGUGCGAGUCGCAUGCACGGCCAGACCUUCAAGAGGGGGUCCGCCGUGACUGUGCUUCAUCCGCAUCCUGGGAUAUGCUAUCGACUCCCUCGGAGUUCGUGGACAUCGGCAAUGAGACGAUUCAGAUGAUUGAACAGGCGAAGGCUCGGAUCAUAGAUGACCCGGACACGGAGGCAACUCUUGGGGAGCAUCGGUCCAACGACGAGCAGAUUGACUCAGGAACCAAGCCUGCGGGAUUGAAGUGGUUUGUGGGGCCGGUGUUCGAACGAUACGAUGAGACACGACAGGUAUUUCUAGAGGCUACACGAAUUGAUGGCAAAGAGUGCUUGUUGAUAGAUCCAGGCGCGUAUGACAAUUUGGUGGGUGACAGAUGGGUUAUGCGAAUGGGAGCUUUGGCAAGACAGGCAGGCUUGGAACCGACACAACGUCUGAUGGAUCAAUCGAUCGGAGUUGAAGGAGUCGGCACCAACGCUCAGAUCGCCAAGGAGGAGGUGACGAUGCCAGGCGCAUCCAAGGAUGAACGAGGCAAGGUGCACCAGAUAAGCUACAAGGCCCCAGUGGUUCCGGACUCCGACAUUCCCGCUCUCUGGGGAAAGCGCAGUCUGAAGCACAACAGGGCGGUGGUCGACAUGAUCAACAACAAGUUGUAUCUGUGUGGCCCGGGAAGAGUACAGUUUACACCACCGCCGGGGACACUCACGUUCAACCUGGAAGAUUCAAGAUCAGGACAUCUGCUGUUGCCUAUUUCGCAUUUCUUCGGCAACGGUAUGGACAAGAAGGCUCGCGCGAAGCAGGAGCCGGCCACCUGGCAUGCGAGUACGCCUGUGAUCGUCAAGCCCAUGAUCAAAGAUAAGGCGAAGGAGGACGAGGCAGACUCGUCGACGCACGGGCCGUCACCGGCCACUACCUCGAGGCCUGCGGCGCACUGA
Molecule: messenger RNA, 2103 nt
Organism: Prorocentrum cordatum
Lineage: Eukaryota; Dinophyceae; Prorocentrales; Prorocentraceae
Source: the annotation of a GenBank genome assembly